CAGCCUCCAGCCAUGCGUCUCUCUGCUCUGCUGGCCAUGGCAUCCAAGGUCAAUCUGCCUCCCAACUACCGCUAUGGGAUGAGCCGCCCAGGUUCCCUGGCAGACAAGAGGAAGAACCCUCCGGGGACCAGAAGGCGCCCAGUAGCUGUGGAACCUAUCUCUGAUGAAGACUGGCAUUUGUUCUGUGGGGACAUGGUGGAAGUCUUAGAAGGGAAGGAUGCUGGGAAGCAAGGCAGAGUGGUUCAAGUUAUCCGGCAGAGAAACUGGGUUGUCCUGGAGGGGCUGAACACACAUUAUCGCUUCAUUGGCAAGACCAAGAAUUACCGGGGAACCAUGAUCCCAAGUGAAGCCCCACUACUUCACCGCCAGGUCACACUUGUGGAUCCUGUGGACAGGAAACCCACUGAGAUAGAAUGGAGGUUCACUGAGGCAGGAGAGCGAGUACGGGUCUCCACGAGAUCAGGAAGAAUUAUCCCAAAGCCUGAAUUUCCUAGAGCUGAUGGCAUCGUCCCUGAAACAUGGACUGAUGGCCCCAAAGACACAUCAGUGGAAGACGCUCUUGAAAGAACCUAUGUGCCCUGUCUAAAGACACUGGAGGAAGAGGUGAUGGAGGCAAUGGGGAUCCAGGAGACCCGGAAACACAAGAAAGUCUAUUGGUAUUGAGCCUGGGGAGAGAGCUUCUCCCCAACUUCUCUGUCUUAACCUUGGAGGCUAUGGCUACCACUUCUCUAGAUUGCAAUAAAGA
Molecule: messenger RNA, 745 nt
Organism: Chrysochloris asiatica (Cape golden mole)
Lineage: Eukaryota; Metazoa; Chordata; Mammalia; Afrosoricida; Chrysochloridae
Gene: MRPL24
Product: mitochondrial ribosomal protein L24
Exons: 5
Coding region: 13-663 (216 amino acids)
Biological process (GO): translation
Cellular component (GO): ribosome; mitochondrion
Molecular function (GO): structural constituent of ribosome; RNA binding
Source: RefSeq, a predicted model, not a curated record